Raphanus sativus (radish) is the source of this 1369-nucleotide messenger RNA. RefSeq names its product succinate--CoA ligase [ADP-forming] subunit alpha-1, mitochondrial. Gene Ontology annotation, biological process: tricarboxylic acid cycle. Lineage: Eukaryota; Viridiplantae; Streptophyta; Magnoliopsida; Brassicales; Brassicaceae. The transcript is spliced from 7 exons. The record is from RefSeq and is a predicted model, not a curated record. Gene Ontology annotation, molecular function: succinate-CoA ligase (GDP-forming) activity; succinate-CoA ligase (ADP-forming) activity. Gene Ontology annotation, cellular component: mitochondrion; succinate-CoA ligase complex (ADP-forming). Bases 144 to 1181 code for a protein of 345 amino acids.
UGAUUAUUCAAACGAAGCUCUCUCUGACAUUUCUCCUCUCCAUUACCGUUUUUGCCCUUCACACGGUUAGGGUUGUUCCACAAAGUUGACCCUCAGAUCGGAGCAAGCUCUCUCUCGAGAACCAAAGAAGAAGAAGGCCAAUCAUGUCUAGGCAAGUCGCAGCAAGACUUAUCGGAUCUCUGUCUCGCCGUUGCUCAAGCAACAGCAGCAGCAGCUCUGAAGUGUUUCCAACUCUCAGCUCAUUGACCCAGUCUCGCUCAUUCGCGUCUGAUCCUCCACCUCCAGCCGCCGUAUUCGUUGACAAAAACACCAGAGUCAUGUGUCAAGGCAUCACCGGAAAGAACGGAACUUUCCACACCGAGCAAGCCAUUGAGUACGGCACCAAAAUGGUGGCAGGAGUGACACCAAAGAAGGGUGGAACAGAGCACUUAGGUCUCCCUGUGUUCAACUCUGUUGCUGAAGCCAAGGCUGAGACCAAAGCCAAUGCCUCUGUCAUUUAUGUUCCCGCGCCUUUCGCUGCUGCUGCUAUUAUGGAGGGUAUACAAGCUGAGUUGGAUCUUAUUGUCUGCAUUACUGAAGGAAUCCCUCAGCAUGACAUGGUACGUGUAAAGCAUGCACUCAACAGUCAAUCAAAAACUAGGCUGAUUGGUCCAAACUGCCCUGGGAUCAUCAAGCCUGGUGAGUGCAAGAUUGGUAUUAUGCCUGGAUACAUCCACAAGCCUGGCAAGAUUGGGAUCGUCUCUCGUUCUGGAACCCUUACAUAUGAAGCUGUUUUCCAAACAACUGCGGUUGGGCUAGGCCAAUCUACGUGUGUAGGAAUUGGUGGAGAUCCUUUUAAUGGGACCAACUUUGUCGACUGCUUGGAGAAAUUCUUUGUUGAUCCUCAAACAGAAGGUAUCGUUCUCAUUGGAGAAAUCGGAGGCACUGCAGAAGAAGAUGCUGCAGCUUUGAUAAAAGAAAGUGGUACUGAUAAGCCUGUUGUUGCUUUUAUUGCUGGACUCACUGCACCACCGGGUCGUCGAAUGGGUCAUGCAGGAGCCAUUGUUUCCGGUGGCAAAGGUACAGCUCAGGACAAGAUUAAGAGCCUAAAUGAUGCAGGAGUGAAGGUUGUUGAAUCUCCAGCUAAGAUAGGAGCGGCCAUGUAUGAUCUCUUCAAAGAAAGAGGUCUUUUGAAGCAGUGAAGUGAAUUUCACUUGCUCACUUUUUUUUUUCCAUCUUGAAACCUUUCAAGAAGUAAACAAAAAAAGAAACCUAAGCCCUCGCCAUUGUUGGGUUGCACACCAUUUUAGGGUUGUUUUUCUAAAUCGAUUUUGUUUUUGCAAUUAAAGAGUGAUAAAUCAAAAGAUUGAAUAAAUCGAUAUUGCUUGAA